CCCAAGAUGCUGUGGAACAUCCAGACUCAGAGCAAAGUGAUCACUUACGAAGGCUGCCUCAGCCAGAUGUAUUUUUUCCUACUCUUUUCAGGAUUAGAUGUCUAUCUCCUGACUGUGAUGGCCUAUGACCGCUUUGUGGCCAUAUGUCACCCCCUGCACUACAUGGUCAUCAUGAACCCCCAUCUUUGUGGACUGCUGGUUCUAGUGACCUGGAUCAUAAGUCUCCUGCAUUCCUUGUUAGAAAGCUUAAUGAUGCUGCAGCUGUCCUUCUGUACAGAGGUGGAAAUCCCCCACUUUUUCUGUGAACUCAAUCAGAUGAUCCAACUUGCCUGUUCUGAUACUUUUCUUAAUAACAUGGUGAUGUAUUUUGCAGCUAUGUUGCUGGGUGGUGCUCCCCUGUCUGGGAUCCUUUACUCUUAUGCUAAAAUAGUUUCCUCCAUCCUUGGGAUCUCAUCAGCCCAGGGCAAGUAUAAAGCAUUUUCCACCUGUACUUCACACUUGUCAGUUGUCUCCUUAUUUUAUUGUACAAGCCUAGGAGUGUACCUUAGCUCUGCUGCUACCCAGAGCUCCCACGCAAGUGCAGUGGCCUCGGUGAUGUACACGGUG
Messenger RNA from Ailuropoda melanoleuca (giant panda), 606 nucleotides. Its product is annotated as olfactory receptor-like protein OLF4. Gene Ontology annotation, biological process: G protein-coupled receptor signaling pathway. Gene Ontology annotation, molecular function: G protein-coupled receptor activity; olfactory receptor activity. Gene Ontology annotation, cellular component: membrane. The annotation marks the transcript as partial. The transcript has a single exon. The record is from RefSeq and is a predicted model, not a curated record. NCBI's taxonomy places the organism in Eukaryota, Metazoa, Chordata, Mammalia, Carnivora, Ursidae.